UUUCCCCCACUAAAUUUCUCUACUUAAAGAAGAUGGCAACGCAUUGUUUGUUCAGUACGACAUGUACGUACGACGUUCUCUGAGUCAUCCACGUCUAUAACUCGCUCAACCGGUUUCAAAACCAUUGCAGUUUUUCUUUUGGCGAAAGAAGUAGAAAUGGAAGGGAAAACAAUGAAGGCUUUUGUGGUGGUAGCAAUAUCAAUAUUGGUGAUACUUGAGCCUAGUUUCGCAGCAUCAGAUCUAAGUUUGGACGUAGAAAGUGCAACGAAGACUACCUACUCAAAUCUGAUAAACGAAAUUCGUGAAAAAGUCAAGGAUCCGAAACUGAAGUAUGGUGGUACCAACAUACCAGUAAUGGCAGCAGAAGCUCCAAAAAAGCCCAAGUUUCUUUUCAUUGAUCUCAAGGCAUCAGGUGGAGGGACAAUCACAAUCGCUAUCAGUAAAGAAGAUAAGUUCAAUUUAUAUGUGCUUGGAUAUCUUGACAAAAUUAAAGUUAAUAAUAAAGAGGUUUUAAGAGCACAUAUAUUUCGUGAACCUGACGUUUCUCCAUAUGCGACCAAGUAUCUGUUCCCAGAGGUGCCUGUAGGUGAUAAUCGUCGGGAAAUUUACUAUGGAAGUAACUAUUAUGGAUUGGAAAGCAAGGGCGGCGAUAGAAAGAAACUGGGUUUGGGAGUUAAACAACUUGACAUGUUUAUCAACAAUGUUUACGGCAAGCCGGUUAAUGACAAGAUCGAAGCUAAGUUUAUGCUUAUUGUCGUCCAAAUGAUAGCAGAGGCAACACGAUUUGAGUAUAUCGAGAAAUUUAUUCUGGAAAAUUUCGAUGAGUUUGAGAUUAUGCCUGACCUUAAAAUGAUUAAAUUGGAAACAAAUUGGCAGGCAACUACACUAGGGAUUAAGACCUCUAAUAAGAAAGGGGAGAUCAAGCCAGUGAUAGAUUUAACGUAUGAUAAUGAUAAGCCUUGGAUUGUGUCCAAAGUUAGUCAAAUUGCUCCAGAUAUGGGCCUUUUUAAAUACGAAGGCGGCAGCAGCAGCAACCUAGCAUCUCGGUUUUACAAGGUGUUGAUGAAUGUUUUUAGAGUCAAUAAUAAUAUUGGUGAUGAUGAAGCUGCAGAAUUGUGAAGUAAACGAAGGCUGUAGUAUGUGAUGUAUGAUUACUUACUUAUUUCUGCUAGUAAGGUAUUAAGGUGUAAUCGCAUCUAUUACUAUAUACUAAAAGAGACACCAGGAAUGACACGUGUCAUGUCCUGGUGUGAUUUUUUCCCGCCAAAAUAUUUUUUUUUAUUUUUUUACUUUAAAAUAAAUAAAUUACAUUACGCUUUUUUAAGAAACUAAGAUAAAAAUAUAUUUUAAAUACCAUAGAUAUGCACUGCAUAAUAUAUUAUUGGAGGAAAGCUAAAUCAAUAUUCUUUUUUCCUUUAUGAUAUAAUUUUAUUUAUGUAUAUAACUUUUUAAUCUGAUAAGAAAUAUAAAAAUAUUGAUAAAUGAACUUCUAAUGUUAGUCUACUAUUAAUAAUAUAAUACAUGGUAACUGGUAAGUAAGAAUGUUAAUUAAAAUAUUUAUACAUGGUAAGUGGACUUCC
Messenger RNA from Spinacia oleracea (spinach), 1580 nucleotides. Its product is annotated as ribosome-inactivating protein saporin-7-like. The record is from RefSeq and is a predicted model, not a curated record. The transcript has 2 exons. The coding region runs from base 157 to 1119 and encodes 320 amino acids. Gene Ontology annotation, biological process: negative regulation of translation. Gene Ontology annotation, molecular function: rRNA N-glycosylase activity. Lineage: Eukaryota; Viridiplantae; Streptophyta; Magnoliopsida; Caryophyllales; Amaranthaceae.